AUGACAAGCAUAGACGCGUUCGGCAACCUCGAGCACCGAAUGGAUGCGUUCCAGCAAGACGUGGCCCAGGUGCUGUCCCGCCAACAAGACCACGCGCGCCAGCAACUGCAGCGUUUCCAAGAGGAAAUGCGCCACUUGCACGGCCAGCAUCAGAACCUCGUUGACGAACUGCAACGGCUUGCCGCCCAGCGCACAGCUCUGCAGCAGCAGAUUCGCGCGGCCGAGCAGGCCACCAGCACCACCAGAGAGCAGUGGCGAGGAUACCACGAGCGCGAGGGCGAGCUGUCUAGACGGCAGCUGACACUGGCGGCUCAGUCGCGCGAGCUGGACUCGCUGCUGCAACAGCGCGGCGCGGAGU
Molecule: messenger RNA, 358 nt
Organism: Saccharomyces eubayanus
Lineage: Eukaryota; Fungi; Ascomycota; Saccharomycetes; Saccharomycetales; Saccharomycetaceae
Gene: SPC25
Product: kinetochore-associated Ndc80 complex subunit SPC25
Exons: 1
Source: RefSeq, a predicted model, not a curated record